AUGAGGGUCCCAAUCAUUCCGAUCCGAGUGUCGAUAUUUGUUGCUAUGAUUCUGAUCCUGCACGGGUCGGACGGUCUCUUCAAGUACAAAAAUAUCAAGUGCAAGUGCUACGAGAAAUCUUAUUGCGAGUUCAAGAAAUGUGAACUCAAGGUUCUGGGUCGUGGCAUUGUGGGCCUCAAUAUGCAUGUACAAGCGAAACAGCUGCCCAUCAUCAGCGUUAAGGCAAUAUUGACCACGUUCCGACAAUUUAGUGGAUAUCGGCCCUUCUUAUACAAUGUUACAGUGGAUAUCUGCGGAUUCUUAAAAAACCCGAAGCGCUUCCCGUUCUUAUGUAUGGUGCACGAUGCUAUACGAAAUUUCAGCAACUUUAACCACAGCUGUCCCUACAAUGAUGAUAUCAUUAUUGAUCGAAUGGUGCUUAACGAUGAAAUGAUUAGCAGGAUGCCUGUUCCUAAUGGAUUCUACAAGCUAUUGGUUGCUGUAGCUACCGAAGGAAUUUGGCGCGGCGAAGUUGAGGCGUAUGUAGAAGUCAACUUGGGAUACGAUCGAUGA
This is a messenger RNA of Drosophila pseudoobscura, 552 nucleotides long. RefSeq lists its product as uncharacterized. Lineage: Eukaryota; Metazoa; Arthropoda; Insecta; Diptera; Drosophilidae. The record is from RefSeq and is a predicted model, not a curated record. The transcript has 3 exons. Bases 1 to 552 code for a protein of 183 amino acids.